Nomascus leucogenys (northern white-cheeked gibbon) is the source of this 2751-nucleotide messenger RNA. It is a transcript of the gene ABRA, whose product is annotated as actin binding Rho activating protein. Gene Ontology annotation, cellular component: sarcomere. NCBI's taxonomy places the organism in Eukaryota, Metazoa, Chordata, Mammalia, Primates, Hylobatidae. Gene Ontology annotation, biological process: positive regulation of transcription by RNA polymerase II; positive regulation of Rho protein signal transduction. The record is from RefSeq and is a predicted model, not a curated record. Gene Ontology annotation, molecular function: actin binding.
CACACUCAUUUUAGCCAGUGGCCAGGCUACCAGCAGAGAAAAGACAGGUGGGCAGCAUGGCUCCGGGCGAAAAGGAAAAGGGGGAGGGCCCAGCCAAGAGCGCCCUCCGGAAGAUACGUACAGCCACCCUGGUCAUCAACUUGGCCCGAGGUUGGCAGCAGUGGGCGAAUGAGAACAGCAUCAGGCAGGCCCAGGAGCCUACAGGCUGGCUGCCGGGAGGGACCCAGGACUCACCUCAAGCUCCUAAACCAAUCACACCCCCUACUUCACACCAGAAAGCUCAGAGUGCCCCAAAGUCGCCACCCCGCCUGCCAGAAGGACAUGGAGAUGGAAAAAGCUCAGAGAAAGCCCCUGAGAUUUCGCACAUCAAAAAGAAAGAGGUGUCCAAAACGGUGGUCAGCAAGGCUUAUGAGAGAGGAGGGGACAUGAGCCACCUCAGCCACAGGUAUGAGAGGGAUGCUGGUGUGCCUGAACCUGGGCAGCCAGAGAAUGACAUUGACAGAAUCCUCCACAGCCACGGCUCCCCAACACGGAGGAGAAAAUGUGCCAACCUGGUGUCUGAGCUGACCAAGGGCUGGAGAGUGAUGGAGCAGGAGGAGCCCACAUGGAGGAGUGACAGCGUAGACACAGAGGACAGCGGCUAUGGAGGAGAGGCCGAGGAGAGGCCCGAGCAGGAUGCGGUGCAGGUGGCUGUGGCCAGGAUCAAGCGCCCCUUGCCCUCCCAGGUAAACAGAUUUACAGAGAAACUCAACUGCAAAGCCCAACAGAAAUAUAGCCCAGUGGGCAACUUGAAAGGGAGAUGGCAGCAGUGGGCUGAUGAACACAUACAAUCCCAGAAGCUCAAUCCUUUCAGUGAAGAGUUUGAUUACGAGUUGGCCAUGUCCACCCGCCUACACAAAGGAGAUGAGGGCUAUGGCCGCCCCAAAGAAGGAACCAAAACUGCUGAAAGGGCCAAGCGUGCUGAGGAGCACAUCUACAGGGAAAUUAUGGACAUGUGCUUCAUUAUCCGCACAAUGGCUCGCCACAGACAAGACGGCAAGAUCCAGGUUACUUUUGGAGAUCUCUUUGACAGAUACGUUCGUAUUUCAGAUAAAGUAGUGGGCAUUCUCAUGCGUGCCAGGAAACAUGGACUGGUAGACUUUGAAGGAGAGAUGCUAUGGCAAGGCCGAGAUGACAAUGUUGUGAUUACGCUACUCAAGUGAACCUUCAAAAACAAAAGCCAAAUUUGGCCCACUAUUGUUUUAAUGCUAAAUGCUCAUGUAGGUAAAAUGAAAAUGCAAACUCUCCAUAAUGUUAGUAAAUAUUAAACAAUUUUUACAUAAACGACUUUCUGGCAUUCUAUUUCUCUCUAGAAUGAGGAAUUUUGGAGAUUUUGAGAAGGCACAAAGCAUUUCAGAAAGCACAUAGAAUGUUAAUGUAUAAUAAUAGUAUUAAUAGUUAAAAUUCCACAGGGUAUUUUUUGUUUUUGUUUUGAGACGGGUUCUCUUUAUGUCACCAAAGCUGGUCUUUUAACUCCUGGCCUCAAGUGAUCCUCACACCUCAGCCUCCCAAGUAGCUGGGAUUAUAGGCAUGAGCAACAGCACCCAGCCACUUGUAUAUUUUAGGCAAAAUAUUUAGCUAUUCAUUGUAGAAACAACUAUAGAUUUUUAAUUAAACAUUACAUCUAAGAAGAAUGCUGACAAGAUAAAUAUCAGUAGAACAUAUAAUAAUGUGUCUUUAUUUGGAAAAAAGAAAAUACCGUUAAGUUUGGUAAAACCAAACUUAAAAUUUUUUCAGAAGCUUGACUUUGUAUUAUUGUUUAUAUCAUAGCAUCACUUACAAAACAAGCACAUAUAUAAAAAGUUGUCAAGAUGUUGCUGAAAUUGUUGAAGUUCCUCUGUGGGCUUGGAUUCUAACAGGUUUCCAGUAAGAGUUCACCUUCCUCUUGUUUGAUUUGAGCAAAUCACAUAAAAACGGACACUUCCUGUCUUAGCACCAACAAAGGAAGGCACGCCCUCACUAAAAGUAGAGCAGAGGUGAGAGAUUCAGAUUUACUUGCCUUCGUAGGACUUCUUGGAGAAGUUUAUUGUUUCAUUACAUGUCAGCAUAUAUUGAAUCAAGCUGCUUGCAUUAACAUCAAUGCAAUGAUACGUAUUUCUCCAACAAUGGAGAAAUACAGAAAAUCUAUGAAGUGGAAUGAUCAGUAUUAGAAGAAUCCCAUAGAAUCAUUGGUGAAUUAAAAACAGAUUUGAGACAGUUUAAUUUUCCUCAUACUGUAACAAAGAACUUUAUGAAAUGUUUAAGUCAUAAAACUGCAAUAUUAGUUCUGCCAAAGUAAAAAAUACACAAUUAUGAUGGCAAGGAGAAAAUCAUUGGACAUUAAUGUGCCUAUAUGAUCUUAAAAACAAAUGGAAUGGAAUGUGAGAUUGCGAUUCUUACUGGACUCAAUGAAAUUACUAAAAUGCAUUGAUAGUAUAGCACUUUGGUGUUAAAUGUAAAAAUUAACGUCUAAAUAUGAUACCUCAAAAUAACAGGUAUUAGACUGCUAUAAGAAUUAUAUUUGUUUUCAUGAAUGAGUCUCUUUCAAACUGAAGGUUCUGAUAUCUUCUUUAAGAAAGUAUGUGUAUUUUGUUUCCAUACCAUAUUUAUAAAGCUAUAAAUGACCAAUAUUUCUAAGUAGAAUUUCAUAUAAGAUGCACACUUCUAUUACAAGUGAAACCUAUGCCAAAUGUUAAAGACAAAUAGCACAAGAAUAAAAGAUGAUUUCUUGUA